Messenger RNA from Arvicola amphibius (Eurasian water vole), 708 nucleotides. It is a transcript of the gene Chchd7, whose product is annotated as coiled-coil-helix-coiled-coil-helix domain containing 7. NCBI's taxonomy places the organism in Eukaryota, Metazoa, Chordata, Mammalia, Rodentia, Cricetidae. Bases 418 to 675 code for a protein of 85 amino acids. The transcript has 5 exons. The record is from RefSeq and is a predicted model, not a curated record.
AAGGUCCUGCUGCGUGAGCCACUGACGUGUUUGGAGCUGGAGCCGGCUCGGGUGCUGGCGGAGUUGCGACCGGUGGUGAGUGGUCUCCGGCCCCUCCCUCCCUCCACCGCAGGCCCCGGAACACGCUAGCCGAGGAGCCCGACUCUAGUUCGCGGCGCCACAUCGUCUGCGGCGUGCCCCGCUGUCGCUGCUCGCGCUACGCGAUCCGUCCGGCUGAGGCAGCGGAAGGUGACCCCAUGCAGGUUUACAGCGUGGUGUGUUUCUGCUUCCGGAUUUAGCUCUCAGACCUGACUCUGAGCAACCUAGGGGCCUGGACGUGUUCAGGAACGCGCCCUUCCCCCACCACGGAUCAAAGGUACGAGGAGAGUGGAAAUCGGGCAUCAGGAACUCUUUUGGUGUCUGCAGUGAGAAGACAAGAUGCCCCAGGUCACACGGCGCCUGAGGGACCCUGACAUAAACCCUUGCUUGUCGGAAUCUGAUGCUUCUACCAGAUGUAUGGAUGAAAAUAACUAUGACAGGGAAAGAUGUUCAAAUUACUUCUUGAAGUACAAAAACUGCCGGCGAUUCUGGAAUUCUGUCAUGAUCCAAAGAAGACAAAAUGGAGUUGAACCAUCUAUGCCUACAGCAGCAGAAAGAGAUGAAAUUUUGCGAGCAAUGCAAAAGAUGCCCUAUUGACUGUCUGCAUUAAAACUGUUUCUAUAACUUGAA